AUGGACUCCAGCAAGCGCCGCCGCAUAGAGGACGACGAUGCCGCCGACCGGCUGGGCGACUUGCCGGACUGCCUCUUGCAUGACGUAAUCUCCCGCCUGGGACCCCGGCAGGCCGUGCAAACGAGCGUCCUGUCGAGGCGGUGGCGGCAACUGUGGCGCCAAGUGCUCCGCGCCAUCGUCGUCAUCGACGAGCGGGGGUUCGCCGGCGACCAAUGGGAGCUCUUCGAGGACUUCGCCGACCGCGUGCUGCUGUCCAUCCCACCGGAGAAGGAGCUCGACUUGUUCCAUCUGAACCUGGUCAGCCCAAGGGGCAUGUACGACAACCGCUCGUUCGAAACCACCGACAGGUGGAUCCGCCGUGGCCUCCGAUACUGCCCGGCUGCCGUCGACAUCCGCACCGCUCACGAAUCCACCAUCUGCUGGAAGCCGCACUGCUCCUACUUCUCUGACCCCCGGCCGCAGCCCGACCUAUCGGCCGCCGGCUCAUGUGCCGCCGGCUUCACACGCCGCAUGACCAAGCUGAGCCUGGUAGGAGUUGGCCUGUCGGCCACCUUCGUGGAGGACCUGGGGAAGUACUGCCCGGCGCUCCAGGAGCUCCACAUCGAGAGCUGCAAGAUGGUGCACCUCUGCGCCGUCGCCUCGCCCACGCUCAGGAGUCUCGCGAUCGUGGAGCCCCAGCGCCCGCUCGCCUGCGCCCACCUCAGGAUCGUUGCUCCCCUCCUCGUCCGCCUGCGCCUCGAGCUCGCCUACGACUGGCAGGGCUGCUACUGUGUCGCUGCCAGAUUGGCCACCGGGACGGAGCCGCCGCCGCUGGCGUCACUCGCGGUCACCGAGGCGUCCAUCCGGCUCACGGACACCACCUUCGACUGGCAGCUGCACCAGCGGGCACGGAAGAAGCAUAAGGUCGAGUUCCUCAAGUCCAUGCACGGAUUACUGGCGCUCCUCCCCAACGUCCUCAAAUUACAUCUCACCGGGUUCACAACGACGGCAUUGCUAGAGGAGGAAUCCCAGGAAUUCCCCGUGCUCCAUGGCUUGAAGACCUUGAUCUUGGAAGGAUGUGAUCUUGGAGUGGACUUGCAGGCGCUGGCAGGCAUCCUCCAAAACACACCUGGCUUGGAGAAGCUUGGGUUGCACCAUUGCACGGAAGAGGAGGAAGAGUGGCCAACAACCUUCAAAGCGCCGCCGUACCUCAACACCGUAUGUUUUUUGGUGCCAACAGCUGAAAUCGAUAGAAAUCAAGCGACGUCAGGAAGAUGA
Messenger RNA from Lolium perenne, 1257 nucleotides. Its product is annotated as MEIOTIC F-BOX protein MOF-like. Lineage: Eukaryota; Viridiplantae; Streptophyta; Magnoliopsida; Poales; Poaceae. The record is from RefSeq and is a predicted model, not a curated record. Gene Ontology annotation, molecular function: protein binding.